Jaminaea rosea is the source of this 1763-nucleotide messenger RNA. RefSeq lists its product as hypothetical. The transcript is spliced from 2 exons. The record is from RefSeq and is a predicted model, not a curated record. Gene Ontology annotation, cellular component: membrane. Lineage: Eukaryota; Fungi; Basidiomycota; Exobasidiomycetes; Microstromatales. Bases 299 to 1639 code for a protein of 446 amino acids.
AGCUCGGCUCUCUCUCAUCUCUGUGCCGAACAACGGAGUACGACGGAGACAACGCCGAUGGUCGGCAAGGAUUGAGGGGUUGCUGCCAGAUCCGCUACGGCUGCUCAAGAUGAGCAUCUUCCCUUUCGCAACAUUCGAGUAUCCGAUCGGCAGGAUUGAGCGGGCCUCAGCAGAGCCGCAGAGUAGGGUUGCCAGCCAGCAGAUUGUAGACGAAUAGUCGUCAGCAACUCGCUGGAGGUCAGCAACCUCGCCUUGAUCAGCUCAUCCCGCGCCUCACGUUUUUCAGACGGAGCCCAAGAUGACGGACUCCACUGCACACCCGUAUCCUCAGCCACCUUCCAGUAUGGUCAACGAACGCUCUCCGCUCCUCGACGCUCGUCGUCAAUCCGCACUCUCCCAGGACGCAGAUGGGAUUGAGGACCUGCAUUUACCCCAACGUCGCCACCUGGACCCUCAUCUUCCAGCCAGCCGGCACUCCGAUUCACGUCGCUACUCAACAGUAAGCAGCACAUUCGACAUAGAAGAGGACCAACCUAGGGUGCGGCCACGCUCCUCUUCCCGACUGCUCAGGGAGACCGUCUCCUCCGCGCGCCUAUCCAUUGUCUCCGCCACCACUCAGCUAGCCCAGCAAGAGACUCUAGGUCUCUCGCUCCUUCUCCUCGCCGCCUUCUUCUCCUCCUCUAUGGCACUCACCUACACCCUCCUCUCACACCUCACUGCGGCUUCGCAACAUCCAGUCACAGCCCUGCAAGUCAUCUUCGCUCGUAUGGGCAUGACAUACUUGGCUUGUCUAGCUGCGCUGCACAUCAAGGGGGACCCACACCCCUUCCUCGGCCCUAGAGGGGUACGGAAGCUACUUUGUGCUCGCGGAGUCGUCGGCUUCGGUGGCAUCUUCGGCUUCCUCAGUUCGUUGCGCUACUUGCCGCUCUCAGACGCCCAGGUCAUCAACCUGGGCUUGAUCCCUAUUGGGACUGGCUUGUUCUGCUCCUGGUUCCUUGGGGAAAACUUUGCUCGCCGCGAGUUAGGAGCGGGUAUUGCGAGCUUAAUUGGGGUAGCAUUGAUUGCAAGGCCAAAGGCCAUCUUCGGGACUGUGGGGGGAGGGGGAGACGUGGCGGUUGGGGUCCCGGGAGAGGAGGCUUUCAGCCUUUCCACUGGUGCGGGCGGCAAGCAAGGCGAAGAUGAAGGGCAGCGCCUCUUCGCUACCUGCCUCGCACUCGUGGGCGUAGUAGGAGGAGCAGGGGCGUUCACCAUCAUUCGCGCCAUCGGCACGAGAGCCUCCCCGCUCCACUCCGUCUCCUUCUUCGCCCUAUAUUCCACGCUUGUCAGCCCAAUCCUGGCAUGGAUACAAGGGGAGACGUGGGUUCUCCCGGGCGGUGAUCCAGCGGACCCCAAGGGCCUUCGCACCCAGGCAGCCAUCCUCCUUGGCCUGACGACAGGCUUCGGUCUAUGUGCUCAGCUCCUCUUGACGAAGGGGCUGCAGAUGUGCAAGGGUGGAAAGGCGACGACUACCGCGUACACGCAGGCUAUCUGGAGCUGCUUGUUUCAGCUGGUGUUCCUGCAUGAGCCAAUUGCUCCGCUUUCUGCCAUCGGCUGCACCGUCAUCCUCACUGCGGCGCUCAUCGUCGCCAUAUAUCGAUGACCCUCGAGCUGCAAGGUGUGCGUAUAUGUACAUUGGAUUGCGGGUGUAGAUUACAUUGCAUUGUCCGCCUCUCGUCCCUUCCCUACUAUCCCAAUGAUACCCUCUUCACUAUUUGGCCCUUCAU